Schistosoma guineensis is the source of this 456-nucleotide messenger RNA. NCBI's taxonomy places the organism in Eukaryota, Metazoa, Platyhelminthes, Trematoda, Strigeidida, Schistosomatidae. The record is from the annotation of a GenBank genome assembly.
AGCCACUACCGGUAAAGCCCUACUCACUGCCCUCCCAUGGUUGUGGUGUUGUUUGUGAAAUCGAGGGGACGAAAAGCGAUUGUCCAGCGCUUCAACCUGACUAGUGGAUGCGGAGAGUUCACUUGAGGGAGUCGGAAAACACUGAUUACAAACCAAUGAUGCAUAUGGCACCAGGAUGCUGUGGGAAGAAAUGGCAUGUCAACCAAUUAAUGGUCAUCGGCUCUCAUGGAGCUGCAUCUCCUUACGUUUCUCCAUUGCCUUGUGGAUCAAACAUUUUGAUCGAGGGCUCCGGGUGUAGCUCUCCAAGAAAAGCACAUGCUUCGGUCUGGGCACCUGGGCAAAAGCAGUGUCCACAUGUAUCGAGUGACUUGCGUUGCGCAAAUGUAUUUUGUGCCCCUCUUACCAAUGCUCAUGUGUUGAAAUAAAACAUUUCAGUAUGAUCAUUCGCUAUGACUU